AUUGCCAGAUCCAAAGAGAUCUAUUAAAAACUACCCAAGUCAAAGAAUUAAGGAAAUUAGCAGUCGCUUGAAAAGUUUAGAAGAAGAAUCCUUAAAUUGCCAUAAUUUUGAGAACUACUUAAAAACUCCGAAUAUUGAUAUUUAUGCUCCUGAGAUCAAAGUUACUAUCAAAAAUAAGAAGAAACAGUUGAUUAAAAAGACACAAACAUAGAAAAUUUUAAAGAAUCCUCUAUUAAUAAAACAAUGGUUGAUAAUACUACGAAUUCUAAAAGAAAUAUCAGAUACAAUAACAUUACCAAAGCAAAGCUGAGAGUCAGCGAUUUUGUUCACAAAAAGUUUUCUAAUAAAAGUUGAUUGACUGUUUGUAAAAGACAAAUAAGAGAGUACUUAUCCUUAGACAAGAUAAACUUUGAUAAGCCAGACAUUAAUCCAUCAUUGCCUCAUUCUCCAUUAUUCAAAAACAAUGCUUUACGUAUUAUGGAUAAAGAUUAAAAGUACUAUCUCUAAGCCAAAAUUUUAGUACUGAAUGGGUUAGAUCAGGAAAACAUAAUAAUUAUUUUGGAAAGCAAAGAAAAAUAGUGCUUUCAAGAAGUUUUGAAGAAAAUUUACCUGUAAAUACCAAAAAAAAAUCCCCUCUUAAACACAAUCUGCUAAAGACGAAAUUGUUUUCUUUAUCAAAACUACUAGAUAUUUCAAAAUCUUUUGAAAAUAUUGGAUCAGUUAAAGGCUCGUGUGAAAGAAAGAGUAAUUUAAUUAAAAAUUCUCUUCAAUCAUCUAAAUAACUGGAAAAUACAUAAACUGUUUUCUACAAAGGCCAAACAGCAUGCUCCUAAAAUACAGAAGAAGCCAGUCUACGCCUGUUCUUCAAGGUAUAUUAAGAAGAAAAAACGAAUGAAAUUUCUAAAGCCUAUGCCUACAAACAAAUAUAAAGAUAUUCAUCUCAUAAUGAGCAAGCAAGGAAUUUUGAAAACAAGUCAUAAACUAGUUCCUUCUGUUUUGCCUCCUCUUUCAGAUCCACGAGAUUAAUUUUUAUCCUAGAAUGCUUCAAUAUGCUCACUUACUGCUCAGAGUGAAUAGUUUAUGAACUAAAUUGCACAGAAUUGAUACCAAAAUUCUAAUUCUGCCAAUA
Moneuplotes crassus is the source of this 1129-nucleotide messenger RNA. Lineage: Eukaryota; Ciliophora; Spirotrichea; Euplotida; Euplotidae. The record is from the annotation of a GenBank genome assembly.